CUUACAAAAUUUUCCGUCUUAAAAAAUGGUCCCUGACGUUAAAAGCCACUAACGGCUGCUGAUGUGUCAAGACAGGUGGAAAUUUUUUAAACCAAUUGUUAAUUGUUUUAAUCCAGCGUGUUUUUAAACCAAUUGUUAAUCCACCCUUAUCUUUAACGUUGUCUUCUUCAUCUGGUCCCUCUUCUUCUCUCUCGUGGUCCCUCUUCUGUCAACCCUUUCGUUUCCUUUUCAUUCAAGUGGUCCCAACAACGACAACUCCUGGUUUUGAGUGCUCCGGUCCCAAAAAACGACAAGGGAAUGGGGUUAUUUAAGGUUGUAUUUUUUACCAAUGGAAAAUUUGUAAGAGAUGAAGGGGUAUCAUAUGAAGGGGGCGAUGUUUUUGCUAUAGCUGGUCAGGACCCAGAUUUCUGGUCAUAUUUUGAAGCAUGUGAUUUACUUAAGUCUUUGGAUGCUUCAUUUAUAAAGGAAGAUGUGAAAAUGUGGUGGAAGUCCGAACAUGGCUCACUUGAAAAUGAUCUAAAACCACUUGUUAAUGAUGAGGAUGCAACAUUGUUAGCUAUGUGUGCUGAGGAGACAAAGUCUGAUAUUGAGAUAUACACUGAGCCAAAAGAAAAAGAAAAUGUUAAUGUGGAGGAAAGUGAAGAUGGUGAAUCAAGUGAAGACUCUUUGGAUGGCAUACAUUUUGAUGAUAGUGAAGAGGAGAGGAUGAAUGAUAUUGAUGAAGAUGUAUGUGAAGAGAUCAACAAUGGUGCAGGUGGAGUAGAAAAUGGUGCAGGUGGAGUAGAAAAUGGUGCAGGUGGGAUACAUACAGGAAUGAUGACAGCAGAGAUGGAAAGGGAACAUUUAAUUGAUGAUGAAUACUUAACAGAUGAGCUUGAUAGUGGGGCAGAUGAUGAUAGUGAUGAUGGUAGGCCUUCAGUGAUAAGGUUUAGGGAUGAUGAAAAACUUAGAAAGGAAUUUAAGUUCAAGCUAAUGAUGUGCAAGCUAAUGAUGUGCCACAACAUGAAGCUGUAAGUGAGAAUCAAGCUGAAGAUAUGCAAGCUGAAGAUGUGCCUCCUAGCAAUGAGAAUCAACCUAAUGAUGUGCAAGCUAAUGAUGUGCA
Messenger RNA from Vicia villosa (hairy vetch), 1102 nucleotides. RefSeq lists its product as uncharacterized. Lineage: Eukaryota; Viridiplantae; Streptophyta; Magnoliopsida; Fabales; Fabaceae. The transcript has 3 exons. The coding region runs from base 298 to 1014 and encodes 238 amino acids. The record is from RefSeq and is a predicted model, not a curated record.